Molecule: messenger RNA, 5390 nt
Organism: Anolis carolinensis (green anole)
Lineage: Eukaryota; Metazoa; Chordata; Lepidosauria; Squamata; Anolidae
Product: guanine nucleotide-binding protein G(s) subunit alpha
Exons: 2
Coding region: 1068-2216 (382 amino acids)
Biological process (GO): adenylate cyclase-activating dopamine receptor signaling pathway; sensory perception of chemical stimulus
Cellular component (GO): heterotrimeric G-protein complex
Molecular function (GO): GTPase activity; ionotropic glutamate receptor binding; insulin-like growth factor receptor binding
Source: RefSeq, a predicted model, not a curated record
AUGUUCCAAGACCCUUUUGUGGAUACCUGAUACCAUGGAUCAUAGCAAACACUAUAUUUUUAUGUGAACCUGGGCUAGAAGCAUAUUAUAGAAACACUCCGGAGGACAUUGAGAGGCCCACAAAUACCUCUUUGGGAGGAUAUUUUUUGUAGAGUGGAUAGGUGAAACUGUGUAUAUUGGAUCCAUUGAUAAGGGGGUCAUACUGCAUAUGCCACCCUUGCCAUUUCAUCAUGGAGUUGAUGAAUAUAACCAGUUUGGGUUGUAUUCAUCACCAGUCUGAAAUCUCCUUUCCCAUAAACUAAAUCCACCCAUUUCUCACCUAGGAUUUCUCCAUCUUCUACAUGAUAUCAUAUCAGGAAUUAUACAAUGGCCAUCAUGUUACCUCUCAACCUAAACACAUCAAGUUAAAGACAUUCAGCCUCUUUGGCCGUUCCUCAUAGGGCUUGGCUUCCAGACCUUUGGUCAUUUUGGUGGAUGCCUUCCAGCUUGUCCAUAUCGCUCUUGAAUUGUGAUGCCCGGAACUGGACACAGGACUAUUCCAGGUGACGUCAGACCAAAGCAGAAUGCAAUGAGACAAUAUAAUGUGUCUGUGUCUGGACAUUAUAUAUUGCUUGUUGGCCUUUCAGGCUGCUAUGAUUCUACAUUCACAGGGACACACUUUCAUAAAAAAAAAAAGGCUUGCAAAGUGUAUUUGGCUUGUUUUUAAAUCAAAUCAGUAACUCAGCUGUUGCUAUAGCUGCAAAGUCAUUGCUCUUUCCCUCCCUGCUCCUUCCUUUCCUCCAGUCUAUUCUCCCCCUCCUUGUUUCUGGGCAAUGAGUCAGUUUGUUGUCGUUUACGUAUUCCUUUGCUAGCUUCCACUCUUCCUGACCUCAUGGACCAGUAAAAGGCCAAAAUAAAGAAGAGAAGGAGAGAGACGGAGACACUCCCUCUCCAAGUCUCCCUCCCUUCCUCCCUCCUUUCUCUCUUUCUGCCUCUGACUCUCUUGCGCCAGCUUGGCUUCUGCUCCUUUCUCCCAUCAGCUGCAGCCGUCCUUCCUUCCUCUCAAAAUCUCCAUUCCUCCACCCGAAAUGGGCUGCUUUGGGAACAGGAUGACUGAGGACGAGCGCGAGGAAGAGAAGGAACGAAGAAAGGCCAAUAAGAAGGUUGAGAAGCAACUGGAGAUGGACAAGGAAGUCUUUAAGGCCACGCACCGUCUCCUCGUGGUGGGCUUAGAGGACUCUGGCAAAAACACAUUGGUCAAACAAAUGAAAAUCUUGCAUGGGGAUGGAUUUAGUGCCGAGGAGAAGAAAAUGAGAACCCAGGACAUUAAAAACAAUAUCAUGGAAGCUAUAAGUACAAUAGUCAUAAACAUGUGGUGCCUGGAACCCCCAGUGGAGCUGGCGAACCCAGAGAACCAGUUCCGGAUUGACUAUAUUUUGAAUGCAAGCAGCCAGCGAGAUUUCGACUUCCCACCCGAAUUCUACGAACAUACGAAAGCCCUUUGGCAAGACGAAGGUGUGAAAGCUUGCUUUGAGCGCUCGCAUGAGUAUCGCUUGAUUGGUUGUGCACAGUAUUUUCUAGACAAGAUCGACAUCGUCAAGGAAGAGGAAUAUACGCCAUCGGACCAGGAUCUUCUCCGAUGUAAAUUUCGGAAAUCCGGGAUCCCUGAAACCAAGUUUCAAGUGGACAAAGUAUAUUUGCAUCUGUUUAUUUUUGAUUGGGGACGGAAUCGCCAAAGGUGGGUACGUCAUUUUGAUAAUUUGACGGCUAUUCUCAUGAUGGUGGACAGCAGUAGCUACAAUUGCUUACUGAAUUAUCCAGGGGACAUGAAGCUUAAGGAAGAAUUAUCUUUUUUCAAGUCUAUCGUAUUCAGGAGAGAGUUGAAGAAGCUUUUCAGUCCUUGGCUACAGACCUUUACGUACAUUGUUUUCCUGAACAAACAGGAUUUGCUAGCAGAGAAAGUCUUGGCAGGGAAAUUUAAACUGGAAGACUACUUCCCAGACUUUGCUCACUAUACCACACCUAAGGACGCAAUGCCGGAGCCUGGUGAAGAUGGUAUAGUUACGAAGGCCAAGUAUUUUAUCAGAGAGGAAUUCCUUAGAAUGUGUUAUCUUGAAAACCACAGCUUCUAUUGUCACUUUACAUGUGCAGUGGAUGCAGAAAACGUUCAGAGAGUUUUCAAUGAUUGUGGGGAUUUGAUUCAACGAAUACACUUCGGCCAGUAUAAGUCCUUGUGAAGGAGAUCAUUUAUUAGUUUUGGACACCUUAUUGAGAAAAGCAAAGAAAAGCCCUGCCCACAUAAAGUGGAAAAGUAUGAUGGCAAUCUCCCUCUUACUUGCAUCCCUGAACUUUUCCUUCUUCCUGGACAAAGAGCAGCAUUUCAAAGCUUCGAACCAUUGUAAUGUCAUACGCCAAUUCUGCAAGGAGCAGGAACAACUUGAAUCGCUUCUGGAGUGAGAGAAUUGGCUGUCUGCAAGGACGUUGCCCAGGGGACACCCGGAUGUUUUGAUGUUUUUACCAUCCUUGUGGGAGGUUUCUCUCAUGUCCCCGCAUGGAGCUGGGGCUGAUAGAGGGAGCUCAUCCGCACUCUCCCCGGGUGGGAUUCGAACCUGGAAGCUUUCCAGUCAGCAACCCAACCUUCAAGUCACUUAGUCCACCACGCCAUCUGGGGGCUCACCUCUGAGGAUGCCUGUCAUAGAUGUGGGCGAAAUGUCAGGAGAGAAUGCUUCUGGAACAUGGCCAUACAACCCAGAAAACACAUAACAACCCAGUGAUUCUGGCCAUGAAGGCCUUCGACAACACAUCUCCUCUCUCUGCUAUGCUAUGUGAAAAUAACAAGCCAAGGGAAGGAACUAAUGCAGAAAGUGUCUAUUAAUUAAAACAAUGGACACAACGAGAGUGUAUGAUAUUAAUCAUAUGCAAUGAUGUAACCUCACCUUUUAUGUCUUUGAUAAAUUAGAGGACAGCAUUGCAUUGUUUUACUUAUAAAAGUAAAUGUAACUGCAUCACUGAUUGUUCCAUCUUUUUGGCACCCAUGGGCCCCGUGCUGUUUUCUUCCUGUUUUUACUUUGCAUUUUUCCUUACCUUUUCAAAAUAAAUCUUUCUCUUGAGAUCAAAAAACGGCUGAUUAUUGCUGGCUUGGUUUUGAAAAAAAUGCACACACCAUGUUUAAAAAAGUCAUGGGAUACUCUGGAGCAGGAGUCCUCAAACUAAGGGUCUUUCCACAUAGGCAUAAAACCCAGAAUAUCAAGGCAGAAAAUUUAUUUAUUCAUUUACUUAUUUAAUUUAUAUACUACUGUUCUUUCCCUGGAUUAUCUGAGUCCACACUGCCAUAUAUUCCAGUUCAAAGCAGAUAAUGUGGGAUUUUAUUCUGCUGUGGGGAAGGGGCCUAUGGUCCUUGGACCAGAUGUUAUUUAAUAAUAACUAAAUAAUAAUAAUAAUAACUAAACACAGCUGUCUAUUCUAAACAAUAUCUGAAAAAUGUGCACCACGAUAAAGGUUCAAACUGAUAACCGAAACCCCGGCUUUUAAAUUAAUUUAAAAACGCAGCGGAGAGUUCCGCAGAUCACUCACCAAAGGAACGGAGCGGGACCGCAGCAGACUAUUAUUAAAAGACUUUUUUUUCUUUCUUCAUUUUCCCCUUCCCUGAACUAUGUAACAAAUCCCCCCAAUAAAAGUAGCAUUUAUUUUAACAGUAACACUCUCUAUCUGGUUAUUUUGUGUCAUUCUCUGACUCUUUCCUUUGCAUGCAAUUUCUCUCUCUCUCGCUAACCCGUCUGAUCUUUAAAAACCCUGGCGGAGGUUUCUCCGCCAUAGAUUAAUAUGGCGGACGAUAUAAAUUGGCUCAUAUCUCUAUCAAAAUUACCCCUAGAACGCUCCUCUUUUAGUCCUAACCCUUUCUAAGGCUCCUGACUCGAAGACAACCAGCGGAACCGGAAUCGGUCCAGUUUUCGGCACCUCAACAGCUGACUGUCAAACGGGACCGACUGCUCCUUUCAAGCCAAACUGCUGCCUUAUCCCGGACUUUCCUCUCCCUGCGGCCCGCGGAAUGGUUUUAAGAGAUCCCUAGCCCCUUUCUGUGAACUGGGGAUGGGGGGAUCGCUCUCUCGCUGGGGAAACAUAGUUCUCCAAGAACCCUUACCCUCUCUACAGCUGCCAGGGGGUGCCCGGACGGGUGCCCUCCACGUUUCAUUCAUACUUUCAUAAUUUUAUGAAGGAGAAGAACACUCUUCCCCAGACCUAUCCCUGGACUUAUGAAAUCUUAUACUUCCAAAGACUACAACCCACAUGUGCCCCUUCCCCAUGCCAUCUCUAUGAAUUCCUUAUGAACUCUUUUUCCUCAUGUAUUUGUGAAUUUUCAUAUUCUAUGUACUUGGACACUCUCAUGACUCACUGUUGUAUGAACUUCUAAUCGUUGGGCUAACUUCAUGAAUUGUGAAAUCAUGCUGCUAGAACUCCACUUCUAUAUUGGGUUCCCCAGAUGUUGUAAACUUCGUUCUUAUCAAAUGUUUUCUAUUGUUUAUAUCAUUCAUGAUUCCCCUUUAUGCAAUGUCACCCACCUUUAUGGAUUCUCCUUUAUUUCCUUGAAAUCUAUCUAUCUGCCUAUAUGUAUUUGUACUCUUUGGGAUCCCCGGAGAAUGUGUUUUUCCCAGCUGGGUUUAUGUUCCAACUUUAUUUUAAUUUUCAUUCUAUCCCAUAUAAUUGUCAAAUCAUGAAAUCAAAUGGGAAAUAUUAUGACCCCAACGUGAACCCUAGUCCCCAUGAUCCAGACCUCCCUUCCCAAAAACAAAAGGAUAAUCUGCCACAGUUUAAUCCAAUCUCAUUCCGAUCGCAUGGACAAUAUAGGGCUUGAGUCACCAAAUUCCUAAAGGUGAUUCGACCCCAAGGCAAACAUUGUCAUAUCCCAGGCCAGGACGCCUCAGGAAGGCACCCUGUGGGGCCCGUCAAUGACGGCUCAUCACCACCCUUCUUUACUUCCCCCUGACACCCCAAGGCAUAUCUAAAAUCUGUGAACGUGACAGGACCCCGGACAUCCUUGAUGGGUGCCAUUAAUUCCUUUAGAAAUCGGCCGGGCCAGGAUUAAUCUGAUAUUUCCUGUCCGGUCACUUCAUUGUUUCAAUAGCUCCCGCCUCCUCCUCUCUGAUUGGCCCGAGUGGGGACAAAAAGCGGCUCCCCAUUGGGCCAGCAGAGCAAGGCAGGAAACGAAAGCCCGCCUCGUUCAACCUUCUAGCCUAUCCGCGAUCAGAUGGGCGGGGGAGCGGGGCGGGAAAUUCAAAGGGCUGUCAGACCGAAACAUUGUAUAAAUAUGGCUUUAUUUGAAACAUAUGUUACGCUAGUAGAUUGAAUGAUCGCUACUAGUGUCCAUUCAGCUGAAUCGCUCAAUAAAGACUCCUUGGCGGAUUUUCCUUCAA